This is a messenger RNA of Triplophysa rosa, 5678 nucleotides long. Its product is annotated as tripartite motif-containing protein 26-like. NCBI's taxonomy places the organism in Eukaryota, Metazoa, Chordata, Actinopteri, Cypriniformes, Nemacheilidae. Gene Ontology annotation, molecular function: zinc ion binding. The transcript is spliced from 6 exons. Bases 1342 to 3213 code for a protein of 623 amino acids. The record is from RefSeq and is a predicted model, not a curated record.
GCACAGAGACGUUCUCCAAAAUUAAACAGAAGUUUUAUUAUCAGAUGUAAAAAGGGUAACAAAGCUUUGGGUUGUCAGUCGCUCUCCACACUCUCUCGAAAGCCAACAACCCAGAUUAUUCAAAAAACACACAUAUUUAUUCAGUAUUUGACGUCGUUCUCAUCUUCUGACUCCUCCUUCUUUGUUAGUUCCUGCAAAACAACAUCUCUCUCAACACAUGUUUUACAUCCUGUGGUCAGUCGCUAGUUUCGGGGAGUGUUCCCUAGAGACAGUUUUUAUGGCCGGACAACAUACCAACAUUCUUAACAUUCUUUUAGUAAAAAGAAAACACUCAAUCAUCAAUGCUUUUAAUUAUGUAGCGUUGUUUCUUAAUCCUAUGAUUCAUUAAAACACAUCACAACUCAUGAUUAUACUUAAAACAUAUGCAGUGGAUUGAUUCAUAACAUUUCUUUUCUGUGUGACUCUUUGUGUGUGUGUGUGUGUGCUGACUUAGUUAGAUUUAUGGCUUCACCCCCUCUUUUCACACACACUCUGUCUUUUGUCACAGUCAUUUUCCACUGAGUAAAAUAGCAAGCACAUGAUAAAAGCACACAGCUUAAUGAUUUAAUGAAAGAAAACACUUAUUGAUUAUAUUGAUAAUUAAAUCAUACUUUUAACUGAAUAAUAUUUCCACACUCGCAAUAACUUUGUAGGCUCAUCAUUGUGAGAAAUGGACCAGAGCAAACUGUUACAGCUAUCCGCGAUCGGAGAGGCGGAUUAACGAAAAAGUAACACGCUUCAGUUUGAUCCUCAUUACAAAUGUUCUAAUGAUGAGAAAUGUUUUCACUGUGGACAUUUCUGUUGUGUGUUGAUCUCACUGUUUGCUUUUACCUCUGCUGCCGUCAUCACGAAGGCUCAUAGAUAGUGUGGUCACUCAAUUCACUUUUACUUUCAUUUGAUUUGAAUUCAGUGACCACACCAUAUUUCACUCUUUGAAUACGUGUUUUCUGGACUCUGGACUACCACUGGAUCAAAACAGUAAGUUAAUAUUUAUUUGGGUUCUGUGGGUGGAGCUUGUUUUCCUCACAAUAUAUUUUUUGUUAUUGUCUAUUUCAUAUUUGUGUGUUAUAGUCUGUAUUGGAACACCGCAUAUCUAUAUGUGCUUUGUCACUGUUAACCGUUCGUGUUUAAAAGCAAUAAACAAAUAGGAGAGAAAAACAGUAAGAUAUCUGCCGUCAACCAACGGGUUGGGAAAUGUUAAAACAGCAUAUAGAAACAGAGAUUUAUAGUGGGCAUGAACUGACAGUUUUGUGAUGUGAAAAGUGAAAGUAACAAGAAUCUGCUUUGUUUAACAAAGAGAAUAUGUGUUGCAGAAUGGCUUCUAAACCCCUUUUCUCUGAAGAGGAUCUCUCCUGUCCGGUGUGCUGUGAUAUCUUCGUUGAGCCAGUUGUGUUGUCUUGUAGUCACAGUAUGUGUAAAACCUGUCUGCUGAAUUUCUGGACCACUAGGACUGAUGAUGAGUUUUGGGAGUGUCCUGUUUGUAGAAGAAAAUCAUCUAAAUCUCAACCCCCAUGCAACCUUGCGCUGAAGAAUCUGUGUGAGGUUUUCCUAAGGAAUAAAAGUCAGAAAGCUCCAGAUAAGUUGGAAUUCUGCAGUUUGCACAAUGAGAAAAUAAAACUCUUCUGUCUGGAGGAUAAACAGCCGGUGUGUCUUGUAUGUCAAACAUCUAAAAAACAUAAAAAUCAUGACCUUUGUCCUAUUGAUGAGAUCGUGCAAGAUCAGAGGGUGGAGCUCAAGGCUAUGCUGAAGCUAAUACAACAAAAACUGAAGCUCUUUAAAAAAAUUCAGCUCAACAAUGAUCAAACCAUAGAGCACAUUAAGUUUCAGACCCAGCACACAGAGAGACAGAUUAAUAUGGAUUUUGAGAGACUUCACAGUUUUCUUCGAAAUGAAGAGGCAGCCAGGUUAGCUGCACUGAGAGAGGAAGAGACACAGAAGAGCCACAUCAUGAAGGAGAGGAGAGAAAAGAUGAUGACAGAAAUAGCAAAUCUUUCAGACAUAAUCAAGUUCCUAAAGAAGGAAUUGAAAGCUGAAGACAUAUUAUUCUUACAGAAUUUCAAUAACACGAUGGAAAGAGCCCAGCAGGCAAGCACACCACAAGACCCUGAAAAGAUUUUUGAAUCUCUGAUGGACGUAGCAAAACAUCUGGGAAAUUUGCAGUUCAGAGUCUGGGAGAAGAUGCAAAGCAUCGCUCAAUACAGUCCUGUUAUUCUGGACCCAAACACAGCAUCAAAACAUGUCAUGUUAUUUGAUGAUCUUACUAGUUUUGUACAUUCAAGUGGUAAUCUAGACAGUGCAGAAGAAGAUGAUUAUGAAAUAAAUGAAGAUGAUGAAGAAAAUAUAGCGGAGACUGAAGAUGGUGUAGAAAAAAAUACUUUACAUGAUGAUGAUGACGACGAGGAUGAUGACGAGGAUGAUGACGAAAGGGAAGCAGUUGAGGAUGAUGUAGAAGAAGAAAGUACAGUAUAUAAUGAUGAUGAAAUAAAUGAAGAUGAUGAAGAGAGGUUAGUAGAGGUUGGAAGUGAUGUAGAAGAAGAAAUUACAAUAUAUGAUGAUGAUGACGAAGAAGAAAAUGGAGUUUACGAAUUCGACACAGACCUUGAUGAUAGUAUAGCAUAUGAAAAUGAUGAAGAAACAAAUGAAGAAAGAGCAGAUGAUGAUGAUGAUGAUGAUGAUGAUGAUAAAAAUAAGGGGAGAAAAACGGGAGAUACUGUGUUAUCAAAGCCUCCUGAUAAUCCAGAGAGAUUUUGUGAUAGACAUUUUGUUCAAGGUUUUGAAGGCUUUAACUCAGGAACACACUGCUGGGACACUGUGGUUAGUGAGACUACAGAUUGGACUGUUGGUAUAAUGGAAAAGUCUCCCAAUGAAAGUAAGAAUGAUAUUUGGAAAAUUGCACAUGUUAGUAAUCAUUAUGAAAUAGAAUCACCAACACAGUCACCUAUCAUCCUCUCUGUGAAAGAUAAACUCCUAAUGGUCAGAGUUGAGUUGGACUGGGAAAGAGAAAAGCUUUCAUUCUUUGAUCCUCUCACUAACACAUGUCUGCACACAUUUACUCAGCAUUUUACUCACACAGUCUUUCCAGUUUUUGGUAUUAACAGUGAACACGGUGCUUUACGUGUCCUACCGCUUGAGUCAUCAGUAACACUGUUCCAACCCAAAACAAAUACUGUGUGAUAUUAAAAAUGAAGUCUGAUUAUUUCAUUUGCCCUAAACAAUGUUGCUAAUGAUGCUUUCACUACUGGCUACACAAACACACACACACACGUUUGUUUAAAAGUACAUUAAUGGGAAUUUUUUAAUGCCCAGACCUGUAUGCAUCACCCCUCUUCGAAUCAGUCCUCCACACACAGACUGAAAAUAGGCUUACAGUAAAUAUACAGGUAUUGUUUUAAUGAUGCUUGACAGGAAUUAAUAGGCUCCUCCCACUUCUACGUUUAAAACUUCAUUUCCUGACAAUUCUCUUUAUGAAUGCUUUUCAUUGCCCGAAAGCCAGUGUGUUCUUUGAAGGCCUUUUUGGACAUCCAGACCGAAGUCAAAUGUUUGAGUGCCGAAUGCAAAUGUUUUGUGAGAUGACCGAUGACCAGUAGAGGGCAUCAUUGUAUUAUGCAUGUUACUUUUCCUCUGUGUGUAACUUACUGAAAAGUGUAGUAGUGUGUUGAACAGGUCUGCAUUUACGACUGCACAGAAUUACAGCAUUACUAAAAAAAAAAUACUGCAUUGCUCUCUUCUGUCUCAGUAAUGAUGCUGUACAAAGAAUAUUAGUGUAUAAAAUGAUAAGCUGCCAAUUUGUCUUUUACUGUGAAAUUAGCACUGAUAGUAAAACCAUACUGAUGUUGGCAAUUAUUUGCAAAGCUUCAAUUGUUGGAUGUAUGCGUUUCUUUUAACACUUCAAGCCCUGCUGUAGGUUUAAAAUUUUCUGACAAUAAAGAUAAUAGAAAAUCAUGUCUUGUCAGGUGAUUUGUACUCUGUACGUCACAGACGAACCAGAUAAAAAAAUUCGUUAGGACCUCUGUGUCUCACCGCCACAGACCCGCCCAGGUCCAUAUAAAAACUUGAGGCAGCGUCCGCGGUAGUGAAUAGUGAACGUGACACACGAUGAGGAUUAUAUGCGAAAUUCUGCUGUUUAUGUCUGCGGGAUAUGAUACGGCUUUCGGGAUAUUAAGCGGUAAGCGUUAACAUUUUUGCCCAUGAGUGUCGAUUGUUUAGUAGUUGUUUUUGUGAUAGCGUCUUGACCGGAUAAGAUGGGAAACUCGCGUGCCUGAGCAUAAACGACAAGCGACAGAACACCGGACCCGCGGUAGGGAGCAUAGUAAUAACUUUGAUAAAGUUGUGUGUGAUUGAACAUGAACAGGCGGACAUACAAGAUGCUUCACGGGCUAAAGACGCGCGGUAGGCGGAGUGGGUGUGUUCGACACGCUUACAUGUAACGUUACAGUUGUGCAGACAGCUACUUUCACUUACAGUAAAAGACAACAAAGUAAACUUACUGUCGUUAUCUAUCUAUCUAUCAUAUGGUGCUGUUACCAUAUAUAUGACUUAGCUGGGCUACACGAGGUGUGUGAUAGGUUGUCGAAACUCACUAGGAUUUAGACCUUCAUACGUUUCAUUAUUAGUCAGCAUGGUGUGAGAAUUUAACAAUAAACAAUGAUUCAACUGAGAAAAAUGUUGAUAUAAUAAGUUCUGAGACGGUAAUAAUAAGACACCUGUAAUAAAUUAGAAGUCUUAAAAAUGGAGUUGUAGUGAGUGACACUGACACACACCAUUUACUAUUUAGAAUACAUUUUGUUUUGUUUGAUCAGAAUGUCCCACAAAGCAGGAAAUACCUUCAUGUGAGGACCUUCAGACAUCCGGGGGAUUCACUUACCAUGUGCCUGACAAUGCGGGGAUGCAUCUAACAGAUGAUUGCGAACAUGGGUGGUAUUACCUGGUAGGUUUAUUGCAGUUUUUUAUAUAAUUAAAAUAGUAAUAAAAUAAAUUAAAAUGGGUUUGUAAUUCUUAUGUUUUCUGCGUGCAGAAUGGAACAUGUAUCGCUGAUUCAACGGACAAUGGGAAAAAAUCAGGAUUUGUAAGGAAUUUGACCAUGAGCACCUGUUUGAACCUUGAAUGGCAGGUUGACUGUCCCAACAGUAAGGAGGUACAAACCAUGUGUCUGUGUAUUUACAUCAUUAUAGUAUAUGUAACAGUGUAUGAUCAAAUGUCAUUUUGAAUGUUCUAACAAUGUUUGUUCUUCCUUUACAGCCUCAUUGUAAGAUCAUCUUUUCUGGUAAGUACUCUCAGUUUUUUACUUUGCCAAGUAAGUUUUUCACUGUAUUAAAUAUAAAAUAUGCUUUUGUCUGAAGUUUUAGAACUAAGCAAAUCAACAAACAAUGACUCCCAGACAGGAAAUAAGACAUGUUCAGAAGACAAACAAGAUUGUAAUCAGAAAGAAGACCCCAAUGGUAAUAGCAAAGUGUUUUUAAUAUUAUGUUACCUUUUUUGCCUUGUUUAAUAACAUCUUUUGACUGCCUACUUUUUCUGUUGUCGUGCAUUUCAACAGUUUUAGAUCCCCAGACAAUUAUUUUAAUUGUGACGGGAAUUGUGAGUGUGCUGGUUGGUUUGUCUGUUGCCUUUUGGAAAUGCUGUCUACAACGUGGAAAAGG